AGAGAGAGAGAGAGAGAGAGAGAGAGAGAGAGAGAGGAGAUGGUGAUCAUUAGACAUGGUGAAGAUGAAGUGUAUAAGGCAGCAUGGUCUGGGUGUGUAGAAUCCUUAAACGCAUUGAUAGAAAAAGACCCACGUAUUCUUAGAAACCUUGCACCAGUACUGCUGACCACCAAAACUCUUACACCCUUACAUAUAUCGGCUUCGUUAGGACACCUUGAAAUUACCAAAACCCUUCUCACUUAUAUUCCAGAACUUGCAGAAGCGUUGAACUCCUUUAGAAGCACACCUUUGCACUUGGCUUCUGCUGAGGGGCACAAGGAGAUCGUCCAGGCUUUGCUCCUUGUAUAUAAUGGCGCGUGCUCGUGUCGUGAUGAGGAGGGAAGAAUCCCUCUUGACUAUGCUGCCAUGAGAGGACAUGUUGAGGUCCUCAAGAAGUUGACACAUGCAAAUCAUGAUUCCAUUUACCUUAGGGUUGAUAAUGGAUUUGAUAAUGGAUUAACUGUUUUGCACUUGUGUGUUAAAUAUAACCAGUUAGAGUGCUUGAAAUUUCUGGUUGAACUGGUGAGAGACGAUGGUGAGUUCCUCAACUCAAAAGAUGGCUCUGAUGCUGGUAUGACCAUCCUGCAGUCAGCUUUGAUGCGAGGGCAAAUUCAGAUCACUACUUACCUGCUCUCCUUGCCUGUUAUAAGAGCAAAAGCGAAUGCUGAUAAGGGGAUGUCUUCGAACAUGUUAGGUGUCUUAGAGCACGUCCCUCCUCCAGCUGCUGCUGAACCAUCACCAAAUCCAAGUGUUCGACCCCCUCAGAGGUGGAGGAAGAAAUUGAUGGAAUGCUUGAAAUAUCCCAACAAAUGGUUGGAAGAGACGCGUGGCCUUCUGAUGGUUGUGUCAACCAUGAUCUCAACCAUGACUUUCCAAGCUGUAGUUAACCCACCAGGUGGUGUUUGGCAAGAAAAUAACACGAACACUACAGAUGGAUCCGACAACCCAGUUUGCACCGAAGAAUCUUUAUGUGUAGCUGGAACUGCGGUGUUAGGCGACGUCUUUAAAGAUUACUUCCUCGGCUUCAUAAAGUUCAAUACCAUCUCGUUCCUUGGUUCUCUGAGCGUCACCCUCUUGCUAGUUAGCGGAAUUCCUCUCCAUCAUCGGAUAUCUAUGUGGCUCUUGUCAAUGGCCAUGUGCGUCACCCUCACAUUCAUGGCGCUUACCUACCUACAGGUUCUGUUGAUGGUGGUCCCUUACGGCGACGUUUUCAUAUCAUCUUAUAAAAUAUACAAAAUAUGCUUUAAGGUUUGGAUUGGGUUGCUGGUGAUGGUCAGUGUGAUGAACACUAUUCGCUUUCUCAUCUGGGUGGUGAAGAAGUUGCGGCCCGUCUACUCUAGGUCAAAAUCAGGUCUCCAGAAAAUUAUCAGUGGUCGCUUCUUUUCACGUAAGGCUGCAAUAAAUUAUGAGGAGAAUGCGGCUGCAGGUGCCUAAGAGGACCAAUUAAUCAGUAUUUGUAUUAUCCGCACCUAUUAGCUUGU
Prunus avium (sweet cherry) is the source of this 1520-nucleotide messenger RNA. RefSeq lists its product as uncharacterized. Gene Ontology annotation, molecular function: protein binding. Gene Ontology annotation, cellular component: plasma membrane. NCBI's taxonomy places the organism in Eukaryota, Viridiplantae, Streptophyta, Magnoliopsida, Rosales, Rosaceae. The record is from RefSeq and is a predicted model, not a curated record.